Messenger RNA from Cajanus cajan (pigeon pea), 582 nucleotides. RefSeq names its product Nucleic acid-binding, OB-fold-like protein. Gene Ontology annotation, biological process: translational initiation. Gene Ontology annotation, cellular component: cytosol. The record is from RefSeq and is a predicted model, not a curated record. Lineage: Eukaryota; Viridiplantae; Streptophyta; Magnoliopsida; Fabales; Fabaceae. Gene Ontology annotation, molecular function: ribosome binding; RNA binding; translation initiation factor activity.
CUCUCCUUCCUCCCCCCUCCGCCGCUCCGCCUUGCCCCGCCCCCCCUCUCGGCGGCUGCGGCCAAGGGCGACAAGUCCGGCGAGCAGAAGUGGGUCCACGAGGGCCUCAUCAUGGAGUCCCUCCCCAACGGCAUGUUCCGCGUCCGCCUCGACAACGACGACCUCAUCCUCGGCUACAUCUCCGGCAAAAUCCGCAAAAACUACGUCCGGAUCCUCCCCGGCGACAGAGUCAGAGUCGAGGUCAGCCGCUACGACUCCUCCAAAGGACGCAUCGUCUAUAGGCUCCGCACCACCACCCCCUCAUAGCGUCCCCAACCUGUUUGUUAAAAUCCCUCACACAACGCCUGCCCUUGUUGUAUAAAAAAUUACAAAAAUAGAAAGAUAAUGCUUCAACUUGUGAUUUCCCGCUAUUUAUUUCAGUCGUUACUCGUUAGAGUGAGCAAUAUUUUCGAUUCGCAAUCCUUGCUUGAUUUUGUAGGAAAUUGAUUGCAGGUAUUUGCGAUACUAUUGCAGAGAUUUCAACAUCCUUGUCGCGACGGUUGCGAUUAGGUGAAUUUCAUUUUAUUUGAAGCUUUCGUUCUA